Molecule: messenger RNA, 3517 nt
Organism: Amborella trichopoda
Lineage: Eukaryota; Viridiplantae; Streptophyta; Magnoliopsida; Amborellales; Amborellaceae
Product: Pentatricopeptide repeat (PPR-like) superfamily protein
Biological process (GO): RNA modification
Molecular function (GO): RNA binding; protein binding
Source: RefSeq, a predicted model, not a curated record
CCCACAAUUUAUUUUCUGGUCUUAUACAAGUGCGUAGAAAAACAAUUUUUUUUUUAUGGGUCUAAUGCAUAGAGAUUGUGUUCUCCAUUUCUGCUAUGUCGUGUCUUAUAGUGAAUUCUGUUCCAUAACUGAGUUUGCUCUGAUUUUUAAUGGAGAGAGAGAUAUGAUGAUACGAGUAGAGAGAUAGAGGUUGCUGUGAACUUGUGAAUGUUCUGUCAUCAAAUUUUGUUUACCAGUUUUGAAAACGAAUGAUAGAGCUUGGACCCAAAUCCAAAUAAUGCUUCCCAUUCAUUUUCACUUCCUCAAACCGGUACAUCUCUCUUAUUCUCUGAGGACCCAUUUUGUCAAACUGCCUUCUUUUCUUCCUCUCGCUAGAAAAUUUACAGAAACCAGUCGUAGUGAACACACCCCAUGUAAUAGAAGAGAGCUUCAUGAGCUCAUGUCCAUGAUCAAUCAUAGAAGGCCUGAUAACACUUUCUCCGAGAACACUGACUUAUUCGAUAUUCUUAUGGAAGUAUGUGCAUCCAUGAAUGCAAUUCAAGAAGCAAAACAAACCCAUGUACAUGCCAUAAUCACUGGAUUCGACCAAUAUGCGUUCCUUCAGGCUAAGGUCAUUGCCAUGUACGAUAGGCUUGGUCUCCUCAUAGACUCUAGAAUGGCUUUCAACUCUAUACGGAACCCCAAAAUUCUAUCUUGGAAUGCCAUUAUCAGAGCAUAUGUUUGCCAUGGAAAUUUCAAUGAAGCCAUGAGAAUGUAUCACCUAAUGGCUGCAAAUGGAGUUUGUGGAGAUGGGUUCACCUUUCCUCUGAUUAUAAGAUCUUGCUCUGCAACUGGGUCAGUGGAGGAGUGCAGGAAGGUCCAUGACGAUUUGGUGCAAGUGGGUUUGGAGCUUCGACUCCAUGUGGCUAAUGGAUUGAUUGGAAUGUAUAGUAGACUUGGAAGAAUGGACAUUGCAGCCAGUAUAUUUGAGAGGAUGCCUCUGAGAGAUGUCAUCUCGUGGAAUAUAUUGAUGUCUGGUUAUGUUUCUAAUUUGGAUUGUGGCAGGGCUCUUGCUCUUUUUGAAAGGAUGGUUUCAGGGAAAUUGAAGCCAAACUCCAUUACAUGGACGUCUUUGAUAUCAGCCCAUUCUCGAUGUGCUCAUUAUGAUCAAGCUCUAUGCUUGUUUGUCAAGAUGAGGACUUUAGGAGCAUUGCUGAAUGGGGAAAUAGUUGCAGUGGUUCUGUCUGUUUGCUCAAGAUUAUCUGCAUUGAACAAGGGUAAGGAGAUCCAUGGCUAUGUUAUCAGGGGUGGAUUUGAACACCUUAUGUGUGUAAAUAACUCCCUUGUUGAUAUGUAUGGAACAUGUGGAGUCAUGGAUGAUGCCAAGGCAAUAUUCCAAGAGAUGGGUGAAAAGGACUUGGUGACAUGGAAUGCUAUGAUUUCUUGUUAUGCUUUGGUGGGUUAUUGUCACAAGGCUUUUGAGCUUUUCUCUCAGUUGGAAAUCGAAAAAAAGAAGGAAUUGAGACCCAAUGUGGUCACUUGGAGUUCAGUUAUUAAUGGGUUUGCCUCGAAAGGGAAUGGAGAGAAGGCCUUGGAGCUUUUUCGCCAAAUGCAAAUGGCUGGCAUUGAGCCCAAUUCAGUAACUAUGGCAACAAUGCUAUCAGUUCUGGCGGACUUGGCUGCCUUGGAUCAUGGCAAGGAGAUCCAUGGUCAUCUAGUUAAGGGCCUUCACUGCUCAAACCCACUUUUGGGUAAUGGUCUAAUUCACUUGUACACCAAGUGUGGGAGCCUAGAAUAUGGGUGCAUGGUAUUUAAUAGGAUGACUAACAAAGACAUUGUUUCAUGGAACUCAAUGAUAGCUGGGUAUGGGAUGCAUGGAUACGGUAUAGAAGCUCUAUGCCUCUUCGACCGGAUGUUUCAAGCUGGUCUAAGUCCAGACCAUCUCACAUUUGUUGCAGUCUUAUCUGCUUGUAGCCGUUCUGGCUUGGUUAAGGAGGGUCAUGAAUUGUUCGAUAGGAUGACUAAUGAAUUUAAGCUAAAACCAUGGCUGGAGCAUUAUGCUUGCAUGGUUGAUCUCCUUGGGCGUGCUGGUUUUUUAGUUGAGGCUAGAGAUUUUGUGAAAAACAUGCCAUUGGAACCCAAUCCUUGUAUAUGGGGGGCAUUGCUUCACUCUUGUCGAAUUCAUAAGAAUGUUACAAUGGCUGAAGAGAUUGCUCAACACCUCUUUGAGCUUGAACCAGAUACUACUGGGAGCUACAUGUUGCUUUCAAAUAUAUAUGCUUCUUGUGGGAGGUGGGAGGAAUCUGCCAAGGUGAGGAUAUUGUCUAAGACAAAAGGCUUGAAGAAAGAAGCUGGACAAAGUUGGAUUGAGGUGAAGAAGAAGGUGUACAUGUUCAAAGCAGGGUUCGAUUCUCAACCUGGAUUGGAUGAAGUCUAUGCAAUUCUUGAGGAUUUAACUCAAAAAAUGGGAGCUGUAGGUUAUGUACCUGAUAAUACACCUGUUGUGGACAAGGAAGAGAAAGAAAUCAAUUCUCUAUGGCCAUAAGGAGGGCCUAUCAAUAGUAAUUUCUUUGUUAGAUUGUAUUCAAUAUACCACUCUAGUUAGGAAGAACCUUUGUAUUCAAGAUAUUGGUGUAUUUGGCGUAAGUUUCUCUCAAAGGUCGGAAGACAUGACGUUAUAGAGAGAGAAGGCAUUCUUUCUAUCAUUUUUCAAAAUUUGGACUCUCUACCUCAUUGCUGAUGUUCUCGACUUAUGUGAGAAGGUGCAAUGCCAAUGCAGAUUAUAAGAUACACAUAACUGCCAUUUAAUUUGGCAGAAUUACCCUUCAAGAAACGUAAUUUACAGCAUACUCGAACAGUUGGGAGCAUAGUCAUGGAUUCUUUUACCAAAGAGCAGCGGUCCUGCUCAGUUCCCCUUUCUAACUUAAGUAAAAGUUCCAGAUGUCAUUCUUUCUUGGCAGUUUUGGUUACUUAGUGAAGUCUUCUGGAAAUGUUGGGCAUAUUGGACUAAUGGAUACUGGGGUGCCAACCCCAAUUAAUUGUGAGAAGGCUAUGAUGAUGAUGAUUGGACUAAUGAAUACUGAGGCUAGGCGACUUAUUGACAUUUUGAGGAUGAUGGCUGUUGGCUUUUCAGAUCAUUUGAUAAAAGAAGAGGACUUCCUAAAUGCUAUCUGAUGAGCUAGUGACUCUUCCUUAUGGUGGUUCUGAAAGAGUAUCUUAGAGGAGACAAGAUUUAGCAAGAAUAUUUCAUUUCUCUCAGACAUUAACUAGGUUGAGCUAGUUCAUAUGCAGUCUUCAGAUAUUUAGUUUAUUAUUUUGAGUCUUCAGACUUUCUUUGGCUUUAUAUGGCUCUUUGGUUGUCAUUAGUUUCUGACUGCAAGUCUAUUUCUAUUCCUUUUUGGCUUUUUUCGUUUCCCUUUUAUCAAGUCUUUGUUCAUAAUAACUUGUAUGAAUACCCUUGUUCUUCAAUUCUGCUGUCACAUUUGUUUUGUAUCUUCAAUAUCUCCCUAGACCCAUGUUAAUGCUGUUGAACAUAAAU